Messenger RNA from Rotaria sordida, 729 nucleotides. The record is from the annotation of a GenBank genome assembly. Lineage: Eukaryota; Metazoa; Rotifera; Eurotatoria; Philodinida; Philodinidae.
AUGGCAAAACAAUUGAAUGAGUUUUUAUCACCACGAGUAAUGACAGGUGCAGAUGUGAAGGCAAAAAUAACGAAUCUCGUUGCUGAAUAUAGAAAAAAAAGAAAAGAAUCAGGCAAAACAGGUAGUAGUCCGUCGUCGUGGCGAUAUUUUGAACAAAUCGACAAACUUCUCGGUGAACGUCCAUUUAAUGAUGAGAGUCUUAUUUCUGAUUCAAUAUCUCUUCAAGAACAAUUUCUUGAAGAAAUUGAAAAUGUUUCAGCUUCUGAUUUGAAUCUAAAUUCGUUAACAAAAGAUGAUGAUGAUGAUAAUAUAUCGAAUUUAAUCAAAGAUAUUGAAGAAUCUACAAAUAAUUUUGAUCAUCGAUCAUACAAUUCAAAAAGUCCAUCUAAUUCAAUAUCUAUACAAAAAAAUACCACCUCGACCACGCCUGACAUAUCGAACAAAAAAAGUUUAUCAUCAAAAAAGAAGAAAGUGGCAGAUAUGCGUAUAGAACUUAUUCGACAAAUGAUCGACAAAAUUGAUGGUGCUAAUGAAAUAGCUACUAAAGCAGAAUCAAAGGCAUUGCUUUUAUUGGAAAAACAAACAAAAUUACAAGAAGAGAAUUCUGUUGAAAUUGAUUGGGACAUCAGUGAACCAAUAUAUAGAAAACCAACAUGUACUAUACAAACAACGGGUUCAUUAGCAGCAAGAGAAGCAUUGACUCAAUACUUUUCACAAAAUCCAAUCUGA